Messenger RNA from Uranotaenia lowii, 991 nucleotides. Its product is annotated as arylalkylamine N-acetyltransferase-like 2. Bases 60 to 836 code for a protein of 258 amino acids. NCBI's taxonomy places the organism in Eukaryota, Metazoa, Arthropoda, Insecta, Diptera, Culicidae. Gene Ontology annotation, molecular function: N-acetyltransferase activity. The record is from RefSeq and is a predicted model, not a curated record. The transcript has a single exon.
UAUUCAAUCCGACACGCGGUAACUCUUAAGAGUUUUGUUCAAAGUGAUUUAAUUUCAAAAUGAUCAGUUCAAAACUAUCUCGAGGAUUGAUUCAGGCGGGCAAAAUUGCCGUUGCCCCUCAAAGUGUAGCACUAAUCCACAGUGAAGCUAUUUUGAAACCUCAUCAGAAAACGUUACUGGAACCGUCCAUCGUCAAAGGGCUUCUGUAUCGUGUGGCCAACGAAGCAGAUCGCGAACUCGUACGGGAUGGCCUGAACAAAUAUUUCUAUCCGGAAGAUCCAGUCACAUCAACGCAUUACUCUGGAAAGGAACCUACUACAGAUGAUACCGAGGGCACCUUGGAGAUGGUUAAUUCCGGAUGCAUGAUUCUGGCCAUGGAUGAGCAGAGCGGACGUUUGGCUGGAUUCUCGGGAUCAACAAUCGUGUCCCCGGACGAACCGCAGAAACUCCUCGAGAAAGCCUCCAUAGCACAAACCAAAAAGUACGGGGACGUUCUCCGAUUAACGGCCCACUUGACAGCCAAAACUAGAGUCUGCGAGCGAUUUGGCGUGGAUCAGGCCUACCAUCUGGAUAUGGUUGGAGUGAAUCCGAACUUCCGAGGGAAAUCUAUCGGAGAAAUUCUACAGGAGAAACAUAUGGAACUUGCUUGUGCCAAAGGACUGAGAGUGUUGAGUGCUUACGUUACCGGACCUUACUCGGCCCGGAUUUGCGAGCGACUUGGCAUGCAAUGUGUCUACACACUUCCGUAUCGGGACUACAGGGAUGAGUCCGGCCGGGUUGUAUUCCGCGGAACGGAACUUUAUACCGUGCUAAAGUGCUUUGUGAUGAAAAUUUGAAGAUAAUUUUUCGUGGAUGAAAAAUUUAUACUUCUCAACGACUCAACGACUGUCAUGUUAAAUUUUAUUGUGUAAUUUGCCAAACCAUACCGAGAUUUUCAUGUGUAUUUUUUAUAUGUUAAUAAGUGAUAUAGCGUAUUAAGAUUUUUAUAAAU